Molecule: messenger RNA, 1026 nt
Organism: Artibeus jamaicensis (Jamaican fruit-eating bat)
Lineage: Eukaryota; Metazoa; Chordata; Mammalia; Chiroptera; Phyllostomidae
Product: olfactory receptor 2D3-like
Exons: 1
Coding region: 25-1026 (333 amino acids)
Biological process (GO): G protein-coupled receptor signaling pathway
Cellular component (GO): membrane
Molecular function (GO): olfactory receptor activity; G protein-coupled receptor activity
Source: RefSeq, a predicted model, not a curated record
ACAGGUAAAUAGGCAUCACUCUCAAUGGGAGAAGAAAACCAAACCUUUGUGGCUGAGUUCAUCUUCCUCGGCCUUUCACGGGACUUGCACACACAGAUCCUGCUGUUUAUUCUUUUCCUCAUCAUUUAUCUGUUGACUGUGCUUGGAAACCUCCUUAUCAUCGUUCUCAUCUCCAUGGACUCUCAGCUUCACACACCCAUGUAUUUUUUCCUUAGAAACCUCUCUUUCACAGAUCUUUGUUUCUCUACUAGCAUUGUCCCUCAAGUGUUGGUCCACUUCCUGGUAAAUAGGAAAACUAUUUCUUUUGGAGGGUGUGUGGCACAGAUAAUUGCCUUCCUUCUGGUUGGGUGCACAGAGUGUGCACUGCUGGCAGUGAUGUCCUAUGACCGGUAUGUGGCUGUCUGCAAGCCCCUGCACUACUCCACCAUCAUGACACCACAGGUGUGUCUCCAGCUGGCCAUAGCAUCCUGGGCCAGUGGGACAGUAGUGUCUCUGGUGGACACCACCUUUACCUUCCAACUUCCCUAUCGAGGACAGAACAUUAUCAAUCACUACUUUUGUGAACCUCCUGCUCUCCUGAAGCUGGCUUCAGCAGACACCUACAGCACAGAAAUGGCCAUCUUUGCAAUGGGUGUGGUCAUCCUCCUAGCUCCUGUCUCCCUGAUCCUUGUCUCCUACUGGCACAUUAUCUCCACUGUGAUCCAGAUGCAGUCCGGGGAGGGCAGGCUCAAGGCUUUCUCUACCUGUGGCUCCCACCUCAUUGUCGUUGUUCUUUUCUAUGGGUCAGGAAUAUUCACCUACUUGUGUCCCAACUCCGAGACCACAAAACAGGGGGAUAAGAUGAUAUCUGUCUUUUAUACAGUGGUGACACCAAUGUUUAACCCCAUCAUUUAUAGCCUGAGAAACAAGGAUGUCAAAGGGGCUCUCAAAAAACUAACUAGAAAGAGUUUUUUCUCACAAGCAGUGACCUCUAGGUGUCACUUUCUGAGCUAUGGGAACAUCCUUAGCAGAGGAGCAGGACUUUGA